AAUCAAGUACAGAAAAUACAAGUGACAUUUUCCAAAGAAAUAUGAACCCAGAAAGGGAAACACUGUUCCAGGAAUAUAGGGCAAAACAGGGGACACUCGUAAAGCCCUAUUACUGGCAGACACUGAGCCAUAGCUGUGCCAGAUGCCCCUAUCAUAUACGGACAGGGGAAGAAGCAAGAGUUCCUUAUGUGGAAUUUCACAAGGCCUUUGGAUUCCCAUAUGGGCAAAUGACUCCUCAGAACAAACACAAUAUAUUCUAUGAACUGAGAAACUCUUCCAGCAUGUUAGUCCAAAAAGGCCAUGCUACAAAUUGCAUUGAGUAUAACAUCCAUCCAGAAUCCAUGUUAUUCGAACUGGGUGGUUACCUAGACUCAGUUGCAUAUAAAUAUGAUAGCAUUGGAUGCAUCAUUCUUUAUUCUAACUACUCUCCUUGUAAUGAGGCUGACCACUGCUGCAUAAGCAAGAUCUACAACUUCUUGACCAAGUAUCCAGACAUCAUCCUAUGUAUAUAUUUCUCUCAGCUUUACCAUACUGAGGAUGAUUUCCCUGUAUCUGCAUGGAACCGUGAAGCUUUGCAAAGUCUUGCCAGUUUGUGGCCUCGUGUGACUUUACACCCACUUUGUGGAAGAAUGUGGCAUUCCCUCCUCUGCAAUUUUGUGAGUAAUAUACCAGAGGCAACCUUUUAUUAUCCAGUUUUACCUGCAAGAGCAUUAGCUGACCAACAAAAUUUGUAUAGAAGUAACACCAUUACAGGAAUGAAAUCUUACUUUAUGAAAGCAUCUCCCCAAGCAACAUAUGGAAACCCAAACGUAUUUCAGAACUUGCAGAAAUCUUCUUUCAUUAAUAUAGCCUCUCAGCAAUCUGCAUCAACGAUGAAUGGCAGAUUGCCACCACUGAUGAGUCAAAACCAUUUGGUGCCUUUUACUAAUACACUUCCGCCUUUUGGGAGGAAACACAUAUACUCUAAACCAAAAAAUAUUGUAAGGCACUUAAAAAUGCCUCGGGAGUUCAGUGAAUUUAAUGAUUCCCAAUUCUUUCCCAGUGAAAGGCCUGUUCAGAUGAUAAAAAUCACUGAAAAACUUACAAGCAGCAAAAGCAGAGACCAAAGAGGGCGACAAAAGAAGGAAAGUAAAUUCACCUCCUAAAAAAAUUAAUAUGCUGUUGGGACUGAAUGGCUCAGAGAAUUGAUAUGGACAUGAAAUCUCCUACCUUUAGAAUACUAGUCUGAAUAUAUCCCAGACCAGUAACAAUGUA
Messenger RNA from Gavialis gangeticus (Gharial), 1254 nucleotides. It is a transcript of the gene APOBEC4, whose product is annotated as apolipoprotein B mRNA editing enzyme catalytic polypeptide like 4. The transcript has a single exon. The coding region runs from base 42 to 1145 and encodes 367 amino acids. The record is from RefSeq and is a predicted model, not a curated record. NCBI's taxonomy places the organism in Eukaryota, Metazoa, Chordata, Crocodylia, Gavialidae.